AUGAUCGCGAAAGUACUCGUCCUGUUGUGUUUGGCCUCGACGACGGCGGCCCUGGUCGGCCGGACCCAGGCUUCUGGAGUCCGCGGAAAACUCAUCUGCGAUGGAAAACCCGCGGCUGGCGUCGUCGUCAAGCUCUACGAUGAUGAUCGAGGUUGGCUUUUUUUUUGGAUUUUAUCGUCUUCUUUUUCGUGUUGAGUCUCCUUUCUUUAACUUUCUCAAAACCAAAAUAAGACCUUUUAUGUAGUGUAAAAGUUUCAGGUCAAAAACUUAUGUUCCUUUUUAUUUAUCAAUCAGCAUAAAGUUCGAAUGAAAGGUGCAUUUCUGAAUUGUCUUUGUACAGCCGAUUCACGGCUAAGGGUAGGGACCGCAGACAGAUUUUCAAAAAUUUUUUUUCAGCAUUGACCUUCGUAUGGUUUGAUAACUGUUUCGAUUCAAAACUCAGAACCGUUUAGUUUUUUUCGGAAAAAAGAUUGAGGAUGAAAAAAAGUUAUGACGAAAAAAAUGUGGCGCGCCGCGCACCAUUUUUAGUACUGAAAUUUUUGGUAUUAUCCAUUUUUGACAUUUUUUUCUCGAUUUUUUUCUUCUAGAACAAAUUUUUGAUACUGGUCUAUUAUGAUGUAAGAAAUCAUAAUAGAGCUCUAAAAUGAUGAAAAUUUGCUAGUUUGCCGAAAAAGUUGUUAUUUUCCAGAAAACAAAAAACUGACGCUUGCGGGUAUCGAACUCGCGACCUCAAAAUGAAAAAUCGCAGCGCACGCGCUGCGCCAAGCUGUUAGGUCUAGCGAGGGGAGCUUCCAUCCGCCAUACCCUUGAGCCGUUUGAAUAGCACAGAUUGCCUAUUUCAAAAAGAAAAGUUUGAAGUAAUUUAGCUAUUUUUUUCAGAAUAUGUUCGCAAAUCUUUACUCAAACUUUUCGUGGAAAUUCACUUCGAAAAAAACAGUUUUUUUCAGUGCUUUUUUUGCCUCGUUUAACGAUCACUGCAUUAAAAACGGCCCCGUAAAUUUUUUUGGCAAAGACGAAUUUUUUUUAUUUUAUUCUUUUAAUUGAAAGAUUUUUUUUACUAAUAAAUGUAUAUAAUCGUUUGAAAAAAACCUGCGUUCGACCGCUUUCUGUGUGAUAAACGCCGCUAAUUUUAUUCUCUAUUUUCAAGUGCAUUUUUUUGCGUAUUAAACAACUUUUUUUCCAGCACAUAUGCUGUGGAGAAAAAAAUUUAAGUAAGCCUAUGGUCUAACUUUUUGAAAAAAACAAAAAAACUCGAUUAUAUUCGCUUAUUAACGAUAUUUUUGAAUUAUGACUUUCGGCACUCCCUAAAAUUUUUUUGGCAAAGACGAAUUUUUUUACUUUUAUUGUUUUAAAAUUACCGUUACUUGAAUCAAAAAUCAUUAUAUAAAAAAAGAAAGAGUGCGUUCGACCUGAAAAACACAUGAAAAAGCAAAAAAUGACAAAAUUUUUUAGUUCCAUUCACGUUUUUGUACGACAUUCCGCGAGAACGCAUCAAAAAAGCGUGAAAUAUUUUUUAAACGAAAGAGGAAGCUUUUCUGUACAUGUGUGUCAAAUUUUAUUCGCCAGUUCCACAUAUUUUACAACUACAACAAAAUGAAAGUUGAAAACCAAAAAAAGCCCCUUUUUCUAUCGCGAAAAGGGGCGUGGCUUUGCGGUCCCUAGCUAAGGGGGCGUGGCCUGUCUGAGCUCUCCACGAGCCAGACACUAUCUUGUCAGGACCCUUUUUCCGAUGGCUCAAGACAGCCGUGAAUCAGCUUUAAGGCUUCUCCUAUCUAUUCAAAACGAAUGGAAAUUCAGGAAAGGCCGCGAAAUACCCGAUUUUCAACAUCCAGUUCCUUUAGAUUUAAAAAAAGGAUUUUUUGGAAUCAAGAGAUGUUUAAUAAAGCCUAGUUAGCAUUAGAAGAGCGAAAUCGUGUUUUUCUUCAAAUUUUCACUCUGGGAGAUUUUUAACCAGUUCAAAUACGUCAACUGAUGAAAGAUAUACGUUGAUUUUUUUGAAAAUUCAAAAAUUGGAUUUUAAAAAAAGAGCGUUAAAACCACAAUAUACACUUUAAAAUUCAUGAAAUCCAAGUUUGGCCGACGAAACUUGAGAUCAAAUUUUGGGUACCUUUCUUUAUAUUGCAGAAGAUCUUGAGCAGAUUUUUAUACUCUAUGUUUCUGUGCGAAAGUAGUUUUUGGUCGGGUGCGCUGAGAAAUUAGCCAGAAGCUUCGCGUAGGAAAAUUGGCAUGAAACUACAAAAAAGCGUUUUCUCAGGCGAACCCUGAGAAGGCUUUGGGAAGGUAACCGGCAAGAGGUUGGAAGGUACUUGGAGGGUGAAAAUGAAAAAUGACUGCCAGAAGCCUUCCAGAAGCCUGCUGGAAAGCUUCUGGCCGGCUUCUGAGAGGCUUCUGGCAGUCAUUUUCUGAUUCAUCAUUCUAAAAAGACCGAAAUUGAACAGUUUGAACGUCAGGCCUCGACGCCGACGAUCUGAUGGCUUCUGGAAAGACCAACGCCAACGGCGAAUUCGAGCUUUCUGGCCAUGAAGACGAAACGACGCCCAUCGACCCCAAACUCAACAUCUACCACGACUGCAACGAUGGUAUCAAGGUAAUUUUAUCGUUUUUUAAAGGCUUUGGGGAAAGAUGCACUUGAUCUCAUGACUUUACUUGGAAAAAAAUUUUGAAAAUGUUUGCUCGGUAAUUUUUUUUAAUUUUCCAAAAAUCAAAUUACGGUGGGUGAAAAGCUUACGGUAAAAAUCCCAAAAAGUCAAAUCCCGUCGAAAAAAAAAAUGAAUUAUUCUCGAUUGAAAUCUUACAGAAGAUGUAAUGCUUCUCCUAAAAACACCUCACGAUUGCUCUUUGUUGCUCAUGUUAGAAUUUUUUUCAUUUUUCAAGAGCAAGGGCUGUAGGAUUUUCUAGCUAAAACUCAAAAAAUCGAGAAAAGUAGUCAUUUUUGAAAGAUUCUUGUUGCUCAUGUUAGCAUUAUUUUUCUGGCUUUUUUUCAAGUUAAUGCAAAAAAUGAGUAAUUGUCCAUGGGAGUACCAAAAAAUCGAGAAAAUAGCCGUUUCCGAACCAUUUUUGUUGCUCAUAUUAGCAUUAUUUUCCAGACUUUUUUUCAAUUUUUCAAGAGCAAGAGCUGUAGGAUUUUCUAGCUUGAACUCAAAAAAUCGAAAAAAUUAGUAAUUUCUGAACCAGUUUUGUUGCUCAUUUUAGCAUUAUUUUCCUGAAUUUUGCCAAAUUUUUUAUGCUGAAACUAAGGAAAUUUUCUAUCUGAGAUCUGAAAAAUCAAAAAAGCUGUCAUUUUCGACCGAUUUUUCAGCCCUGCCAGCGCAAGUUCACCAUCAAGAUCCCGGAUAGCUACAUCACCCCCGGAAAGGUAAUAUUCACUCAAUAUAUCUAAUUUUGAUACAUUAUUUAAUUCUUCAGGUCGCCAAGAAGAUCUAUGAUGCCGGAACCAUCCAGCUUGCCGGAAAGUUCCCCGGAGAGGGACGCGAUUGCCUUCACUAA
Caenorhabditis auriculariae is the source of this 3486-nucleotide messenger RNA. The record is from the annotation of a GenBank genome assembly. Lineage: Eukaryota; Metazoa; Nematoda; Chromadorea; Rhabditida; Rhabditidae.